AUGGGUGUCACUGAGGGGAACGGGGUGCCCGCUGCGUCGGGGGAAAAGUUGGCCGCGCAGUAUGGGAUAUUCAUGGCUAAUCUGCAGGGGCAAGGACAAGGGCAGUCUGGGACGGUCGCUGCUAGUAGUGCGGGUGGCGAGGCGUCUGGGCAGGUGAUUGACGUGCUGCGUGCGAGGGUGGACACUUUGGCGGAGACAAACGUGCAGUUGGCAAUGCAGUCGCACAGUCUCUUGGAGAAGUUGGAACAGGCGCAGGAGAAUGAGACGCGGUUGCUGGAUGGGUCCCUGCAGUUGAAGCAAGCGAGUGACGCACUGCAUGAGGAGCUUGAUGGGAGUACCGUUGAGUUGCGGCAGUUGGAGUCCCGUGCCGCAGAGUUGCGUGCUGCUGUCGAGGAGCAACGCAAACGGGCAGCUACUGCCGUUGAGAGUUCCCCACUGCAGCAGGGCGACGUCGCUGCGUGGUCCGAGCAAGCUGAGCGUGCACAGGCGCAGUACACUGCGCUGAUCACCUCGCAGCAGCUGUACAAGGACCACUACCUUGCUCGGAUUAAACAAUUGCGAGAGGAACUCGACAGUGCCGUUGCGGCCGCAGCCGCAACAGACUCUCUAGACACAUCGUCACUGCAGUUAUCGCUGCGAGAGUUUACACAGGACAGGGAAUCCCUAGAUGCACUGCACACGGCACUUACAGAGACGCUCGGAGCAGACUUCGAUGCGGGACUCACUACAGCUGACUGGGCAACCCUGUACACUGCGACCCGCGCACGACUCGAGACCCUCGCGUCCGAAAUGGGGUACACCCUUGCUGAACUACUGCAGGGGACCGCUACCGCAAUGCAGCAGCGCCAGCAGCAGCAUCAGCAGCAUCAGCAUCGCCAUCGCAACUUCUUCGGGGCGUCCAGCCCGACACUCGGGGCCGUCCCGACAUCUGCUGGCACCGCUGCACUGCCCGGAGUGAAACGGACCUCGUCCCUACGGAAGACCAGUCAGGAGAGUGACACACGGCGACUCAACAGAACACCAACGCCGCGGUUCCAACACUCAUCGAUACCUUCAUCAUCAAGUAAGUAA
Molecule: messenger RNA, 1071 nt
Organism: Huiozyma naganishii CBS 8797
Lineage: Eukaryota; Fungi; Ascomycota; Saccharomycetes; Saccharomycetales; Saccharomycetaceae
Gene: SHE3
Product: She3p
Exons: 1
Coding region: 1-1071 (356 amino acids)
Biological process (GO): endoplasmic reticulum inheritance; mRNA transport
Source: RefSeq, a predicted model, not a curated record